Molecule: messenger RNA, 2303 nt
Organism: Hibiscus syriacus
Lineage: Eukaryota; Viridiplantae; Streptophyta; Magnoliopsida; Malvales; Malvaceae
Product: proline-rich receptor-like protein kinase PERK1
Exons: 8
Coding region: 16-2031 (671 amino acids)
Biological process (GO): protein phosphorylation
Molecular function (GO): protein kinase activity; ATP binding
Source: RefSeq, a predicted model, not a curated record
CUUAAAGAAUAAAAAAUGUCAUCACCGUCACCGGGGGCUACUCUGGCUCCAUCAUCGCCACCACCAUCAACCAACUCUACUCCCCCACCCUCACCGGUAGCCUUAGCUCCGCCGCCAACUAGCACUCCUUCCACACCCCCACCAACAGCAGCAACACCGCCUCCAACCACCACUCCCUCCACAACACCACCAGCCGCUGCAGCUCCGCCGCCAACUACUACUCCCUCCCCACCACCUGCUACUCCAUCUCCCCCUCCAGCUACCCCAUCAGCUCCUCCGCCUUCAAGCACCACUCCGUCCCGUCCUCCUCCCUCUACUUCAUCACCUCCGCCUACAUCAUCCACCUCCCCUCCUCCACCAGAAGCGGAAUCUCCGCCCCCAUCAUCAUCCAAUCCUUCCCUUCCACCUCCAUCUACAACAACUCCAUCGCCACCUGCCCCAAGAAGUCCAAGGACUCCAUCGCCACCACCUCCUAGGAAUUCAGGAACUCCAUCUCCUCCGACGACGCCGGCUUCUUCCGAUUCGAGCAGUGGGAUCUCCACCGGGCUUGUAGUGGGGAUAUCAAUCGGGGGAGUUGCGGUAUUAUUGGUUUUGAGUUUGCUGUUUAUAUGUUGCCAAAAGAAGAGAAGGAGAAGAAGAGACGACGAAAGUUACUACGUGCCUCCUCCACCUCCUGGCCCUCCUAAAGAUAAUCAUGGUGGCCAGCAGUACCGGUGGCAACAAAAUCCUUCCCUGCAUUUCGAUCAUUAUGGUGCAGUUCCUCCUAAUCCAACUCCUCCACCGGUCACGGCAUGGGGACCUCCAUCUUCAGAAAGCUCUUCUACGCUACCAAUGCCACCUCCACCACCACCACCUUUCAUGAGCAGUAGUGGAGGUUCUGGCUCUGAUAACCCUGCCCAACCACCAUCUCCUCGUCUUGCACUUGGUUUCUCGAAGAGCAAAUUUACUUAUGAGGAAUUAGCAAGGGCGACAAAUGGCUUCUCUGAUGCAAACCUUCUCGGGCAAGGUGGUUUUGGGUAUGUUCACAAAGGUAUUCUUCCAGACGGGAAGGAAGUGGCGGUCAAGCAACUGAAGGCUGGAAGUGGACAGGGGGAGAGAGAAUUUAAGGCAGAAGUCGAGAUUAUCAGCCGUGUUCAUCACAAACAUCUUGUUUCAUUGGUUGGAUACUGUAUCUCCGGGGCUACCCGAAUGCUUGUUUACGAGUUUGUUCCAAACAACACUUUGGAGUUUCACUUGCAUGGAAAAGGGCGACCUACAUUGGACUGGCCAAUCAGGAUGAGAAUUGCUUUAGGAUCCGCAAAAGGACUGGCUUAUCUUCAUGAGGAUUGUAAUCCAAAGAUCAUUCAUCGUGAUAUUAAGGCGGCUAAUAUUCUUUUAGAUUUCAAGUUUGAGGCAAAGGUUGCCGAUUUUGGACUAGCGAAAUUCUUUUCCGAUGUCAACACUCAUGUCUCCACCAGAGUAAUGGGUACUUUUGGGUAUUUGGCUCCUGAGUAUGCUUCGAGUGGAAAACUCACGGAAAAAUCAGACGUUUUCUCUUAUGGAGUCAUGCUUCUGGAAUUGAUUAGUGGGCACAAACCGGUUGGCUCUUCUUACUCGGAAGACAGUUUGGUCGAAUGGGCUAGGCCUUUGCUCUCAAGAGCAUUGGAGGAUGGGAACUUUGACAGUCUGGUCGAUCCGAAGUUACAAAAGGAAUAUAACAAAAACGAGAUGGCUCGUAUGGUCGCUUGCGCUGCUGCCUGUGUGCGACAUUCAGCACGACGUCGACCACGAAUGAGCCAGGUAGUGCGUGCUUUAGAAGGAGAAUCAUCAUUGUCGGAUCUCAACGAAGGAAUGAGACCAGGACAGAGCAACGUGUACAGCUCGUACGGAAGCUCGGACUUUGAUGCAAGCCAGUACAACGAAGACAUGAAAAAUUUCAGGAGGGCAUUAGGGUCGCAGGAAUAUGGCGCUAGUAACGAGUACAGUGAGCCUACUAGCGAGUACGGUUUAUACCCUUCGGGCUCAAGCAAUGAAGGGCAAACCACCCGUUAAAUGGAGAUGGGAAGGAUGAAGAAGAACAAGCAAAAUGAUAGUGGAAACCCAACAUCUUGACCUUGGUAUACGUAAUCUUCCUUGUAAAGGUCACAUUCCUGUCCAAAUUCCAGAGUUUAUUUUACACGUAUUAGUUAUUUACACGCAAGUAAAUAAUGGAUAGUCACUUUUGGAUUAUUUGAUUUGUUGUUGAAAAUAUCAUUGUGAUUUGUAUUUAUUAGCUGACCAUUGAUUGAUAUUGAUGAAAGAAAGCUUUAAUUUCAAUAUUUUAA